Metopolophium dirhodum (rose-grain aphid) is the source of this 1833-nucleotide messenger RNA. RefSeq lists its product as uncharacterized. The transcript is spliced from 6 exons. The record is from RefSeq and is a predicted model, not a curated record. Gene Ontology annotation, cellular component: membrane. Lineage: Eukaryota; Metazoa; Arthropoda; Insecta; Hemiptera; Aphididae. The coding region runs from base 504 to 1463 and encodes 319 amino acids.
UGACUGACUUGACAUUUUGUAAACAUUGUCUAAAUUAUCCUAUAUUGUCAGGUAUCUUAAGGUAUGUAUUGAAUUUCCCAAACGGCCCAACCGCAUUCCAAUCGCAUAAACUCGUCCAAACGCAAAUAACAUAUGAUUGGAAUGUUGUUAUAACUUAUAGUUACUACAGGUACAUCAUAUGGAGGGAUUAGGGAAGAUAAACGAAAUAUUGUAUUAAUAAUCCUCAUUUAAUUUUAUUAACAUUAUGAAGGUCCCGCGCGUAUAGUAGGCGUAUUGCGUAUACCUAUAGGUAUAUUAUACAUUAUAUAUUUAUAUGUAUUACAUUAUGUAUACAAUGUACCUACAUACCUAUUUAAUGAUUAAUGACUAUAAUAAUAUAUAGGUAUAUAAAGAAGAAUGAGUUUAUUUUCGUAGUACACUAAUACCUGCUAUACCUGUAUGAUGGGAGUCGGACGUUAGUGCGUGCUUAGAUAAAUUCGCAGGUCAUUAUAUCUAAUAUUAUCAUGAGUGAUGAUGAUUCAAAAACUUUAGCCCAAAAUGACGAUAAUAAUACAAAUGACAUAAAUCAACAAAUAGACACCGGUUCUGAUCAAAAUGUUUCACAAAAUCCAAAUGACCCGCCAAACCCAAGUCCGCAAUCAUCCACAUCUAACGUUGUCAAUCAAAGGCGAACUAGUUUACAUCCAUUAGAAGAAGUAGAGCUCAAUAGAAGAGUUAAAAGAAAGAGGACCUCGUCUGCUUACGGCGGACAACCUUUAUCUGCGGAAGAAAACAAUAAUGAGGAGAAUCAAAGUCAACGAUCACCACAGCAGUCUACAGCCGAUAAUAAAAGUACGCAUAACAUAAGUAGAUCCUCGUUGUUGUAUGAAGGUUAUAGUUCAGUGACGUCGAUCGAUAGCAGAUACUUAGAUAGCCGUCGUACAAACGAAAAAUGGAAAGAUAUUGUUGUGUUCAUGUACACUGAACCAUCAAUAAUGUUUUAUUCCAAUAUUUUUUUAAUGAUUAGCGGUGUUAUGAUAAUUAGUGCAAUAUUUCAGCUUGGACUUGGAAUAACAAUGAUCAAUAGAGUCAUCGAUCAACAUACUAUGGUAAAAAAAGAAAUGAAGUUGAGUUUUUUAAGUUAUGGCAUUCAAUCAGAUGUCACACAACGUUGGAAUUCAUUUCAGUCGGAGUUAUCAUGUUGUGGAUUACAUGGUGGGAAUAGUUACAAAUCAAAACAAUUACCAAUUCCAGAAUCAUGUUAUAAAGAACAGCGGAACCUUAAACAGUAUGCUAAAAUAAAUAAUUGUCAUAUGGGUUGUUUUGAUAAAGUGAAAAAACUUGAGGAAAAGUUUUUGGAUCCAGUCAUCAUUCUAACAUUUUUAUGUUCGUUUCUACAAAUGUCCAAUGCUAUUUUGAUUUUGAAUUUGUUAAGACCUAAACCAAACCCAAGAAGAUACCACGUUGCUUAUAGAAUGACAUAAUCUAGCAAAUAAUAAAAAUAUUUUGUUUGUUAAUAUUUUGGGAAAUAGAAAGGUUAGAAACAAAAAAAAAUUGCUUUCCAAGUCAGGGAUCGGCAUGUAAACUUUCUUGAUUUUUAGUUUUUAGAAAUUUAUUAACUGAUACCACACCCAAGCGGCCAAGUGGUAUAACAAUUUGAAUCCAGAAAAAUGUCGGUGUGAAUAGCCAUUUUUAUUUUCAUUUAGUGAGAUAGAUCUCCGAAACCGGAGAGUGGAUUUCGUUGUUUGGAUUCUUAUUAGAUUCACAUUGGUUAUGAGAAGUACAGUGAAGAUUUUCAGAACUUUAUCUUUAAUAAUUAAUUCACUACAGAACAUUAAAAAAAAUUAAAACAAA